Daphnia carinata is the source of this 517-nucleotide messenger RNA. RefSeq lists its product as uncharacterized. Bases 128 to 445 code for a protein of 105 amino acids. Lineage: Eukaryota; Metazoa; Arthropoda; Branchiopoda; Diplostraca; Daphniidae. The record is from RefSeq and is a predicted model, not a curated record. The transcript is spliced from 4 exons.
UUAGAGCCUUUUCCUGGUGCAAGCCAACCCCAUUCGCGGUAUAAAAGCAGCUCAGUUCACUCAGUCCGUCAGAAGGCGCCUGAACUUAUCGUUGGCAAAAGACAGCUAAUAAAGCAGCACUUUAAAAAUGAACAAGGUAACUUUUAUCCUCGCCCUCAUGGUGGCUGUAGCCGUGGCUAUGCCUCAACGGCCAUUCCGUCCACGUCCGGGUGGCUUCCAACAACCAGGGUUCGGAGGAUUCAAUAAUUUUGGUGGUUCUGGAACCGGAGCUGGAGCAGGAACUGGUAGUGCUGGACCUGGAGGAGUAUCUGCAUCUGGAGUCGGUAUCUCAAGUGCUCAAAACGGUGGAUUCGGUACAGGUUCCGGCAGUGGAACAGCAUUUAUUGGUCCCUUUGGUCAGGCUGGUGCCACAGGACAGGGUACCGGAAGCAGUGCUGGGAAAUAAGCUGAAUCUAGCUUAUUGAACCCUUGUUAUUAUUGUGCAAAUACUGUUAAUUACAACCUUUAAAAUUUUGAA